Molecule: messenger RNA, 1755 nt
Organism: Babesia microti strain RI
Lineage: Eukaryota; Apicomplexa; Aconoidasida; Piroplasmida; Babesiidae
Product: UTP3, SAS10, U3 small nucleolar RNA-associated protein 3
Exons: 2
Coding region: 1-1755 (584 amino acids)
Biological process (GO): maturation of SSU-rRNA from tricistronic rRNA transcript (SSU-rRNA, 5.8S rRNA, LSU-rRNA)
Cellular component (GO): nucleolus; small-subunit processome
Source: RefSeq, a predicted model, not a curated record
AUGGGUGGAAGAAAGUUCACUCGUAUUAAUAUAUCGCAUCUGACAGAUGAUCCGGAUGAUACUAGUGACAGUGGACAUAAAAAUGACAAAAAUGGUGACUAUAUUCCACUCAAUGAUGUUAAUGACUAUAGUGGAGAUGAAAUAGACCUCAAUGAGGAUUAUGAACAGAUAGAUGAUGAGGAGGAUGGGUUGGACAGUGGACAUGUAGAAUCUGAUGAAAAAGAGGAUGAUGAGGGUUUGGAUUUUGGUAAGAAAAUAAGAGAUUAUUACCAAGAUCAAUCAUCUUCAGAUGAAGAAUUUGAGGAAAAGGUUAGAGAGGCUAAGAAAUUAAAUGAUGAUUUGUAUCGCAAUGUUACAGAUGAAAGUGCAGAUAUGCUUAAUAUAUCUGCAGAAGUAGCGGAUGUAUCAAAAGUAUUAAAAGAUGUAUUUAAAAAUGAUGAAAUUACACUUGAUCAAGAUAUAAAAUCUACCAUUACAUUAUCCAGUGAAGAUCGUGUAAAAUUGAUCGAAAAAAGCCAUCCUGAAUUUAUUGCAUUAAUCAAUGAUCUACAUAAUAAUGUGAAUCUUGCAUACGAGAAUAUUCUGCCACUGCUUAACAGUGCCAAAUUUAACAAGUUUUGUACUAAAAAUGGCAUGGAAUACUUAGAUUUGCGCAACGAAUUGAUACUGAUCUAUAUGACAUAUUUCUCUUAUUACAUGCUAAUGAAAGUGAAUGGCAGGCCUGUUAAGGGUCAUCCAGUCAUUGAAAGAUUGCUGGAAAUUAGAUUAAUUCUGGAUAAAACUAGGCCAAUCGAAUCAAGACUUGGAUAUGAAAUAUCCAAGUUAUUGGAAUUGGCAAACAAUGCAGAACUAGCAGAAGCAGUCAAUGACCGUGCCAAACCGGAAUUGUUAGUGACAGAUGAAGAAUCAGGCGCUGACAGUGAUAGUGACAGUGAAAAUGAGUACAUUGAUAAAGACGCUGUUCCUAGAUAUAUGACUGAUGAACACACGAACAUAAUUGCCAAAUUGGAUAAAAAGUUGACAAAAGAAGAAGCGAGACUUAAAUACCACAAUGUUGAUGCUAGCGAUGAUUCUGCGUGUGAUAUGGACAAUGAGAUGCGAGAAUUUAUGAAAAAUGAGAAGUUGGAACAGGAUAGAAUGAUGAGAGUUUUCUCCAAUAAGGAAAAGAAAGGGGGCAAAAAGUCUAGGGAUGGAUUACAAGAUUUAUCUUCAUUGGCUGACACUGUAACUUCGUCUAAGGCAUGGGAGAAAUUCAAAACCAAUAAACAAGUCAAGGAAACUCACUGCAGUUCCAUUAAUGCCGGAUUAAAUACAUUGAAUCAGAUAGCUAAACAAAGUAAAAUAGAUGCAAAAAAAAAUUUUUCAGCGGAUUUAAUGGUCAAAGUCAAGACGCAGAAGCAACGCCCAACUACCAUUCAACAAUUUAACAGCAAACAUAAACAACAUACUGAAAACAAUGACAGUUUGGAAGCGUUAUAUAAGGAAACAAAAAAGAUUAAAAUCAAGAAAACUGUUCCAAUGAUAACGGACGAGACUGUCGAUGGCGCUAGAGGCGUGUCUCAUGAUAUUCUUAAGAAUAAGGGCCUCACUAGGAAAAGGAAGAAGGGACUGGGCAAUUCUAGGGUUAGCAAUAGGAAUAAGUAUGAGAAGAGUCUCAAGAAGAUUGGAAAGAAGUCAUCUGUACAAAUGGGUGAAUAUGCCGGCGAAACUACGGGUAUCAAUGCCAAAGUUAAAAAAUCAGUUUCCAUUAGCUGA